AUAAAUAAAUAAAAAAUCCACAGUUAAAGUCGUGAAGCAUGGCUCACGUGUAAUGAGAAAAUACCUUUCUCAGUUCACAUAUAUAAUCUCCAUUCUUGUAGUGUUUAUAGCAAAGCAAAAUAUAGAGACAAGCAUGGAGAUGAAGGUUGAGAUAGUAGCUAGAGAAAUCAUCAAGCCAUCUUCUCCCACUCCCAAUCAAUUUAGAAUUUACAAGUUCUGUUCUAGGGAUCAAUACUCUCCCCAUCAUUACAUCCCAGCUGUUUUCUUCUAUGCCAACCCUACUCGUGAUGUGAAUCACGAAGAGUUGGUUAGCAUAAGAUCCCAACGCUUAAGGGAAACUCUCUCUGAAACCCUCACUCGCUUCUACCCACUUGCCGGAAGACUGAGAGACAAUCUCUUUAUCAAUUGUAACGACGAGGGUGUUGAUUAUUUGGAAGCUCGAGUCACCCACUGUCGUCUCUCAGACAUUCUUGAACAACCCAAAGCCAAAGAAAUGUACCGUUUAUUGGAACCCGACCCCGAAGACUUUAACAAGAACCCUCUGUUAUUCGUUCAACUUAACUUCUUUCCAUGCGGCGGAAUGGCGCUUUGUGUGCGUAUGUCUCACAAGAUCGCCGAUGGAGUCGCGUAUGGCGCCUUCGUUAAGGCCUGGUCAGACAUCGCCCUCGGGUCGUCUGAGACUAUUAUGACCGAGAAGAUUGUCACAAAAAGGUUUGUGAUCGACCCGUCGAAAGUUGCUACCCUUAAGGCCAAAGCGACCAGCACGGGCGUGCAGCAACCAACCCACAUCGAGGCUGUCACUGCAGCCCUCUUGAAAUGCGCAACGGUGGGGGCGGAAACAGACGUGCCAGGCUUGGUUUGUCAGCUGAGGAAAGGGGUUCAACAGUCCACUGAUAACAAUUUCACCGCCGAAAAGACAAAACUGUUGAGACUCAAGGGAGAGGCUGUGAAGGUGUAUCGCCAUGGCAAUUGGCGUAGGUUUGGUCUAUACGAACUUAAUUUCGGGUGGGGGAAGCCAACAUAUACGACUGUUGUUUUAUUUGGUGCCCCAAUUGGAAUUGGAUUGUUGGACACAAGAGAUGGUGACGGAAUAGAAGUGUGGAUGACUUUGUUGAAAGAAGACAUGGCCGUGUUUGAAAGUGAUCAGGAGUUGCUAGCUUUUGCCUUGCCAAACCCAAGUGCACUCGAAAAUUGAUCAAUUAAUAUUAAUAAUAAUGAUGUUAUGAUGA
This is a messenger RNA of Camellia sinensis, 1229 nucleotides long. Lineage: Eukaryota; Viridiplantae; Streptophyta; Magnoliopsida; Ericales; Theaceae. The record is from RefSeq and is a predicted model, not a curated record.